Molecule: messenger RNA, 1796 nt
Organism: Lutra lutra (Eurasian river otter)
Lineage: Eukaryota; Metazoa; Chordata; Mammalia; Carnivora; Mustelidae
Gene: C1H19orf38
Product: chromosome 1 C19orf38 homolog
Exons: 8
Coding region: 637-1329 (230 amino acids)
Source: RefSeq, a predicted model, not a curated record
CGUCGAGCCCUCUGGCCCAAGUGGAGUGGACCUUAAAUAAGGGCUGGGCUUGGACCCGUAUGCUACCGUAGGGCUCACGUAUAAGCUGAUUCAGCUGGGGGCGAGAGGGAGACCCUUUCGUAUUGAUGUGGGGGUUUCGUGUUCCUUGUUCGUAGCACCAGGUUCGCCGCCUGACCCUUUACCCCCUUUGCUCCUUAGAGCCAUCACUUUGUCGGUUUCCUCGUCUGUACUGGGGUGAUGGGACGACCGCCCCAUAGGGCGGCGGUGGGACUCGAGACGAAGCCCUGCCCAUAGCGCUCCGUUUCUUUGCGUAGAGUCGGUAGAGGGACAUAGCCCAGUCUGCAUCCCAAAGGUCCCAAACUCGGGGUGGGGGGGGCAGCAGGUAAAUAAACAGAGUAACUGAUGUGACCCAGGGUAGGGAAAAUGACAGCCAGAUGCUUACAAGGCAGGAGAGUGUGGGCCUGGGAGCCACAAAGCCUCAGUCAGGCAACCCACACCCACUCUACCCCUUCGACCCUUGGCUUGGAAUCAUCCCACCGGCCUUCCGUGUCCUCAUCCCUAAGACGGAGGAGCUGGCGGUGAGCCGUGGGCCACGCUGGCCUCAGCCAGAUUUCCCGGCCAAACUCAGGAGGAGAGAUGCCCUGGACCAUCCUGCUCUUUGCAGCCGGCUCCUUGGCAAUCCCAGCACCGUCCAUCCUGCUGGUGCCCCCGCACCCCAACAGCCAGGAAGAUCCCAUCCACAUCGCCUGCAUGGCCCCUGAGGGCUUCCCGGGGGCAAAUUUCACACUCUACCGUGGUGAGCAGGUGGUCCAGCUCCUGCAGGCACCCAUGGACCAGCUUGGGGUCACCUUCAACCUAAGUGGCGGUGGCAGGGAGGCUCCAGGGGGCCCAUUUUACUGCCAGUAUAGGGUGCUAAGUGAGGACCUGAAGCCGCAGCUGUCAGAUCCCAGUGAGGUGGUCAACGUCUCCUACCCAGUGCCCACUUGGAUACUGGCACUCUCCUUGAGCCUGGCUGGAGCCCUCCUUCUCCUUGCUGGGCUGGUGGCCAUUGCCGUGGUGGUCAGGAAAGUUAAAGUAAAAAAUUUGCAGAAGAAAAGACAGCAAGAAUCCUGCUGGGUUCAGAUCAACUUCGCCACCACAGAUAUGACCUUUGAUAACUCUCUGUUUGCCAUCUCCAUGAAAAUGAAUCCAGAAGAAGAUGCAACCACUCUAGAUGCGUGCUCAGGCUCCGCCGAUACACCUGGCAGCUCUGGGCCCCGGAAAAGGCCCACCUCCACAUCAUCCUCACCUGAGCCCCCCGAAUUCAGCACUUUCCGGGCCUGCCAGUGAGGCUGAGGACCGGAGGCCCCUCUGUGUCUGUGCGUUCUCCAUUCAGCCCCUUCUCUCAAGGGCCUGAAGUUCCUCCAGCUACUUUGGGAUUUCUGGCUGCUGUUUUCUCAGGGAAUUGACAGAGGAGGCAAAGGGAAUUCUUGGCUUUGGGACCCUCCUCACAGAGAAGCAGGAGUAGCAGAGGGGGCACAGACAUUGCCCUGGAGUCUGGACAGAAAGCAGGAAGACUCUUUGUGGGUUCCCAGCUUCUCAGACCACGCGAGGAGAUGUUAGGAUCCCUGUGGCCCCGAGCUGGGCCAUAAGCGGUCUGGGCCCUCCACACACCCCUCCGAUUUCCUCCUCCCCUCGCCACAUCUGACUUGACCAACCCAACCGGGUUUUUGGAACAUAGGGUACCCGGGGUAUGUUCUGUUAGUCUGUCCUGCUGGGAUGCCUAAGUUAUUAAUUACAACAUGUGUUGGUUGAGC